This is a messenger RNA of Protomyces lactucae-debilis, 1258 nucleotides long. RefSeq names its product protein-tyrosine phosphatase-like protein. The transcript has a single exon. Gene Ontology annotation, biological process: protein dephosphorylation. Lineage: Eukaryota; Fungi; Ascomycota; Taphrinomycetes; Taphrinales; Protomycetaceae. The record is from RefSeq and is a predicted model, not a curated record. Bases 100 to 954 code for a protein of 284 amino acids. Gene Ontology annotation, molecular function: protein tyrosine phosphatase activity.
AGCUGGGCACCUUGAGCUUGACCUAUGCCUCCAUCUACGUCCCGGCGGAGACCUGCUCUAUAACGUCCAGUUGCAUUGUUACGGAGAUCUAGACUCUCUAUGUCGCUCUCUCAAGUCUUCCAAAAGCUAGAAGCUGCACAGGCUCAACGCCUAGAAGUUGCUGCAGGCCACACUUCAACCUUCAGCUACAGAGAUGCUCAGACUCGUCUCGCGAGGCACAAGAACCGCUAUUCAGACAUUGUACCGUUUGAUCGGAACCGUAUCAAACUGAGGGAUGCGCCUAGUGAGCAGCAUGCCGCUGACGACUAUAUCAAUGCGAGUCUCAUUGAAUGCACAAGCAAGCGCCGAUAUAUCGCCUGCCAGGGACCGCUUGACCACACAGCUGCGGACUUUUGGCAGAUGGUCUGGCAAGAUUCGUCACUCAUUGUAAUGCUAUGCGAUGUCAUGGAGAAUGGUCGGCCAAAGUGUGCACGCUACUGGCCGGAUGUGCUAGAUCAAGUGGCAACUUUUGAGAGUACACGGGAUAAGCCAAGGCGUUCCUUCACGGUCAAGUGUCUGGGGACUCACUAUGAUGCGCCUGCAGAUACUCAAGUUACUCGGCUCAGGUUAAGUCACAAUGGUCUACAGAAGUCGAAGAAUGUCACCCAUCUGCGCUUCUGUUCCUGGCCAGAUUAUGGCGUGGCUGAUAUUGAGAAGCUGAAGGCCUUGGUCAAGGUUGUAGAGGUCCAUCGGCUGGAGCAGGUAGGGAAGGAGCUCCCCAUUGUCCACUGCUCAGCAGGCUGCGGGCGGACUGGGACGUUCAUUGCGAUGAGCAUCUUGCAGUUGGACGCUCCUGAAACGCCCGUGUCCGAGCUCGUUGACAUGCUCCGUCGGCAGCGGAUAUCCAUGGUUCAAUCAUACAGCCAGUUUGAGCUGCUACACCAAUACCAAGCACUUUGCAAGGCACACAGAUAGAACCCUUCAACCUCGUAUGACUGCUCCUUUUCGCGGUGACGUCCUUGAAAGUUGAAUGUUGAACACGUCUCAUUGAACUCAUUGAACUUGACGCGACGCGACACCUGAGCUUGUUCAUAGACGCAGAUACCUACAUCAAGGCUAUGCCGCGAGGCAGAAAACGUACGCAGUAUGCUCUGUCCUGUCUACUGCUGACGACCAGUGGGAUCUAGUAAUAAGCCUGUACAGCGCGGCCAAUUUGAUCGCUAGAGCUCGUAAACUGACGGACUAUAGAAGAAUCCAGACACCAUCAAGCCACGCAAAC